Melitaea cinxia (Glanville fritillary) is the source of this 3822-nucleotide messenger RNA. Its product is annotated as WD repeat-containing protein 75-like. Gene Ontology annotation, biological process: positive regulation of rRNA processing; positive regulation of transcription by RNA polymerase I. The record is from RefSeq and is a predicted model, not a curated record. Gene Ontology annotation, cellular component: nucleolus. Gene Ontology annotation, molecular function: protein binding; RNA binding. NCBI's taxonomy places the organism in Eukaryota, Metazoa, Arthropoda, Insecta, Lepidoptera, Nymphalidae.
AUGGUUAAUAUUAAAAAUCGGAUUAAUAGGAAAGGUCGGAGUAUCAUUGAAAAGCGACCUGUGUUUUCACCGGAUGGAGAAUCUGUUGUAAUAAUCGUAGAAAACUUAGUUCGAGUAUACAAUGUUCAAACAGGUGAUUGUGUUCGUACACUUGAAACCGACGUAUCUAUUAAUGCAAUAGUAACUGUCGAGUUUCCAGAAGAUGAGGAUUACAAUUUGUAUGGAUGCUCUGACAACGGACAUAUCACUACAUGGACUUGGAAACAGGGUGUGGUUCUUCGGGAGACAAAACUACAAAUACCUGAAAAUACACAAGUCAUUACAUUCAACUUGAUAGAUAGCAAUGAAUGUUUUGUGAUAGCUAUUGAUGAUCAUCGCCACUUACACCUUGGUACAUACUCCGUUAAACACGGAGGCCUACUUUAUAAAUACACUGAACUAAAGAUUAAAUAUCAUGAUAUUUUAAGUGUGGCCCUCGGCUGGUGUAAUGGUGACAAAUUUGCUGCUAUCACUAAUGGAACUAUGAUGCUUUUUGUCCAAAACCUAAAUCAACCACAUUUAAAAUUACAGUUGAUGAAUCAUAACAAAUUUAGAAUAUUGUCUGUAGCCGCUCAUCAUAGAGAAAGUACAAUUGCCAUAACAGAUACAAUUGGCAGAGUAACUGUUAUCAGAGGAAAUUUGUAUGAUCACAAAAGUAUUGCCAGGGAAGUCUUACAUUGGCACUUUUUGCCACCUAUGGCUGUUUGCUUUUCUGUUCAAGGAAAUUACGUUAUUUCCGGAGGCAUGGAGAAAGUAUUAGUAAAAUGGACAUUAGGGCACUUGGCAAACAAAACGAAUGAGAAAGCCUUUAUUCCUCGGUUGCCAGGCAUGAUAAGAUUUAUUACAGCAAACAGUUCUCACAUUGCUAUUACACUUUCAAACAACUCUGUGGUGAUUGCAACUGCACAAAUGCGUGUAAUAACAACGAUACUCGAAUGCGGAGGUUUGUCUCCAAUAACAAAGGCACUUGGAGGCGCCCUCGUUUACCACAGACCACUAUCAGCAUUAUUGAUGCCUGGUAGAACAGGUCAUUUACAACUUUACUCUACUUCAACUGAUAAAGUAUUUUAUAAUAUUGAUAUCACACAAAUGAAUAAUAUACCACCGGAAAGACAAAACUUAUUACCAUUAGAAACUGAAGUCACGUGUGCAGCCAUAAGCGCAGAUGGUUCAUGGCUUGUGACGUCAGAGUAUAGGAAUGAUGGUGUAAAUUAUCCAGAAGAAAAAUUAAAGUUUUGGGCCGCACAAACAAACGACACAUCACCCUUCAAAUUAAACACUUGCGUUAAUCUCUCACAUGGUGGUUGCAAUGUUGUGGCGUUAGCUCUAAACAAUAAAGGUGAAUUUUGCGUAUCAUCGGGCACUGAUCAGAAAUUCAGAAUAUGGAAACGCGAUAGUACUUCACAGAAACAUAGAAAAAAAGUAGUUUGGGGCUGCCUCACUGCCUGCUACUACUCAUCCGGACUUGCUCACUUUCUUUCUAAUCCUGUCCUCAAUAAUUUCAAGACCAGUGAAAUGUUGACGCCCGGAAAAGUUGAAGAUUUACCUUAUAUGAAAGGGUCUGGCAGUAAAAACGAUAUUAUAAAGAAAAUUAUGAAUAUACAUAAAGAAACAAAACUUGUCAAUCCAAAUGUAAUAGACAGACAUUUCGUUAAGGAUGACGAGUUUGCCAUGGGUGGUGUAGCUAUAUCUCAAGACGGUUCACUAAUAGCUGCUUGGUUUGGCAGUAAACUUACUUUAUGGGAUACGCAUUUGUGUAACUUGCGAACAACACUAUCGCAUCCUGCUUUACGUCCUAGGGGUAUUCAUGUUCAGUUUGGAAAUAAUGACGCUGCACAUUACUUGGUAUGCACAACUGCUAAUUGUGUAGCUGUAUGGAGCCUUCUGUCCUUAACUAUAAAAUGGAUGGUACAGAUAAAAACAACGUGCUUAGUGUCGGAUCCAUUCUCAAAUAAAAUGGCGAUGGUCACUAGACACAAUGAUGUAUAUGUAUUUACGCCACAGUCUUCGAAGCCACUGUUAGUUCAGAAGAAUUUAAUAAAUCCUAAAACAGGAGUCUUUAAGCAGUGUACAUUUGGUUCAUCAACUGGAGAAGAUGUUAGACUUUACGUCAUGAGAAAUGAUUCGGAAAUCUACUGCCUCGAACCGGAGAAGUCGGAGGAGGGCAGCCUCGAGGCGAUAUCUCGCCGCAGCGCGCCCGCGUCUAAAUUCGGCGCGCUGCUGGCGGAGCGGCGCGCGGAGGGCGUGCGCGAGGACCGCGGCGCCGAGCGCUCGACCGCCGGCCGCGGCGAAGGCGGGGCGCGCGCCGUCGCUCAGUUCUUAUCAGCGGCUCCACACAUGAUCCCGCCAGUGAGUCUUCUAUGCCCCUUGUUCCUCCAACAAAUAUCCGGCUACGAAGAAAUUGAGGAAACUGAGGAAGGCGAUAAUAUCAUGGAAGUCGAUCCUCAAAGCACCGACGAAGAAGACGAGGAAAUCAAAUCAAAUCAAACACCAAAAUCUGUGCAACUUUGGGCGCCGAAUUAUGAUGAAAUUAAGGAGAAACGAUUGAAAAAAAUCCUCAAAGAACCCUUACUAGAUUUAAAUUCAUCGUCAUCGGUGUUUGUAAAUAAUUUAAGUUGGACGGUCAAGGACUACUCUGAUAAACUAGUUGGCUACCUCGGAGAACACUUAACUUUAACAGUUUAUUUUGAAACCGAAAAUAAUCCGAGAGAUAUGAAAUUUUUCAUCAAAUGCAUCCCAAGGUUUGACAAGUGGAAAGCUAAUGAUUUAAGAGAAGCAACGUUUUUUAAUAAGGAUAAUGUCAUGUUAAGUAGUUUGUUCAAAAAUUUUCAAGAUGCUGUUGGUCAUAAAAAGUGGCGUCCUAAGCUUUUACAUAUUAAAGAAGAGCUUUUUGUGUUUGAAGAUGUAACGCAAAUUGGUUACACUAUGCCAAAUAAUGUUAAUACUUUAUGUUACGACGAAACUAUCGCAACUGUGACCGCAUUAGCGCAAUUCCAUGCUCAAUCGUUUAUUUAUGAAGAAAAAAAAGCAUGGAAUUAAAAAGACCAUACAGAAUUUAGGGGGGACUAUAGGGAGUACUUAUGUGAACCAAAGAAAGGUCAAUCAUGGCGCGAUACAGGAAUGAAGGCUGUCAUAGAUUUUCUUAAAGUUUUCUCACGAUUCAAAUUACAACCAGAUUUUAUAAAACUAAUCGAAGAAAUAGUACCCAAUCUUUUUACCACUGCAGAAGAACAAAUGAAACCCAACCCAAAGGCUCGAAAUGUAGUUAUCCAUCGAGAUAUAUGGUCAAAUAAUAUUUUUUUUAAGCAAGAAAAUGAAAAGAUUCACGCACUUCUAAUUGAUUACCAAACUGUCCUUUACAGUGCACCAAUGCUAGAUUUGUCGUCACUGCUUUAUUUCAAUACCACUAAAUCAUUUAGAAAUCAAUAUACUAAAAGAAUUAUAGAAUAUUACUAUAAUGUUCUUAGUACAGAAUGAAAAUUGGUAAAUAUAGAAAUACAGUUUAUUAUAGAUAAAAAUAGUAUUAUGAAAUCCUACGAAGAAAGUCUUGUUUUUGCAUUAACACAAGCGGCUUUAAUAGUGCCAAUAACAGCUAUCACAAAUGAAAAAAGAAAACAAUAUUUCAAUAAUCCUGAAACAGCUUAUAAAAUUAAUUGUAUAUCUCGUAGUCAGGAAUUUAUAGAACUAGCUCGAGAAAACGUUGUGUACAAGAAAAGAGUUAUAGAGCUCUUGGACGAGAUUGUAGAAAGAUUUUUUACAUUUUCAAUAAAAUAUUGUAGUUAG